AUGGCAGCGGCUCAAGAAUACGAGAUUACGGGAUUGACCCCCUCCGACUUUGACGAAUGGUCUGCGCUUUUCCACGCGUAUAUUGAUUUCUACAAAAGUGUGCUACCUGAUGAUCAAUAUAAAAAGACAUUCGAGCGCAUCCUCGAGACACGUGAAGGUCUCGAUGCCGUGGUUAUGAGGGAAACCGAGGGCGAUAAGAAAAUGGUCGGCCUCGCCCACUUUUUCCCGCAGCAGUCGCCAUGGAGUGAGAAGAAGUUUCUCUUCCUAAAUGACCUAUUCGUUGACCCUUCCGUUCGUGGGAAGGGUCUCGGACGCCGGCUGAUUGAAGCUGUGGGGGAUAAGGGGAGGAGUGGUGGCUACAGUCGUGUGCAAUGGGUUACGGCUCAUGACAAUUUCACGGCGCAACGAUUGUAUGAUAAGGUGGCUGAAAGCAUCUUCAAAGAGUAUCGUAUGAAGCUGGACUAA
Messenger RNA from Scedosporium apiospermum, 465 nucleotides. RefSeq lists its product as uncharacterized. The record is from RefSeq and is a predicted model, not a curated record. Bases 1 to 465 code for a protein of 154 amino acids. Lineage: Eukaryota; Fungi; Ascomycota; Sordariomycetes; Microascales; Microascaceae. Gene Ontology annotation, molecular function: N-acetyltransferase activity. The transcript is spliced from 2 exons.